Blepharisma stoltei is the source of this 667-nucleotide messenger RNA. The record is from the annotation of a GenBank genome assembly. NCBI's taxonomy places the organism in Eukaryota, Ciliophora, Heterotrichea, Heterotrichida, Blepharismidae.
AUGGUAAAUGAUUACUUAGACUAAAGGCACGCCUAGCGCAGGAAAGAGAAAUUCACACACCCAUACAGUAUGCAGAAGAUGCAACAAAAGAGCUCUUCACAAGCAAACUAAAGUCUGUGCAUCUUGUGGAUAUCCAAGUGCUAAAAUGAGACACUACAACUGGGCCCUGAAAACCCACAGAAGAAGAGGUGAAGGCACUGGAAGAAUGAAAUAUAUGAAGUCAAUUCCUCGUAGAGCUAAGAAUCAUUUCAGAGAAGGCUCAACACCUGCCGCAAGAACUAACUCCCCCCCUCCGUGAGUGAACAAAAAAAAUUUUGUUCACUCACGGAGGGGUUAAUUUAUUUUUUUUUUUAAAAAUUUUAUAUAUAAAUUUUAUGAAAAAUAUUCUUUUUUUCGAAAUUUAAAAAAAUCCCUAAUUCGCAAAAAUUGGAAAGCAAAAAUUAAUUUAAUUUAUAAAAUUUAUGUUUUAAAAAGCAAUUCGUUUAAAAUUAAACAGAAUUAGCUCUAGAUUUCAUUAUACUAAUUAUCAUUUAUAUAUCAAAAUUUUUUUUCCAUAAAAAAUUUUUGUUCACUCACACGGAGGGUGGGUUUUUGGGCAAAAAAUAGCGAUUUUUCUAAUGGUUUUGUUCACUCACGGAGGGGGGGGAGUAAGCACAUUAAGAAGUAA